Phascolarctos cinereus (koala) is the source of this 6067-nucleotide messenger RNA. It is a transcript of the gene RUBCN, whose product is annotated as rubicon autophagy regulator. Gene Ontology annotation, cellular component: early endosome; late endosome. NCBI's taxonomy places the organism in Eukaryota, Metazoa, Chordata, Mammalia, Diprotodontia, Phascolarctidae. Gene Ontology annotation, biological process: negative regulation of endocytosis; negative regulation of autophagosome maturation. Gene Ontology annotation, molecular function: phosphatidylinositol phosphate binding. The record is from RefSeq and is a predicted model, not a curated record.
CGGGUUUCUUUUCUGGCGCCCCCCGCAGGCCAGUAGGAAACUCAGCAACGCUUCUGCAGCUGGAGGUAUCCCAGGAGUCGUAUCGGCUUACGGGGGUAGUUCCUCAGCUCAAAUUAGUUGACGUCUGCCCCCCCCAGGAGGGGAGGGGAGCGUCUAUCCACCAAGAACUGCAUGCAUUACAUGAUAUGAUGUUGCUUCCAUCUCCUUUUAGUACCUCCACCUGCAGCAAGACCUCUGUAGACUAUGGCACCUGCAGCGAGACGCCUGCACCUCUGCACUGCAUUGCAGCCGCUUUCAGGUGCAAAGCUGGACCGCGGUGGGGUUCGGGUUUAAGCUAGCCCCGAGUCAAAGCCCUCCAAGUGAGAGAAAGACCUGUGGCCAGCUCUCCUCUCCACUCCCUUCUCUCUCCUUGCAGGAUUGUUUCCCCUGCAAUAAUUCAACGUCUCCAAGUCUGUGUGGAAACCUGUAUGGUAGUGACAGCUCAUGCAUCACCUUCGUAUUUCCGGACCAUCCUGGCCGUUUCAUAGCAUGUCGCAUAGCCCUAGUGACUGUUAUAAAGACCUCAUCCUCUCUUGGGAGAAAGGAGGGAACACUGGAAGUUACUGAGUAAUUUGAAGACUACUGUGGAGGGUUUGGUGUCAGCCAACAAUCCCAACGUCUGGUCCAAAUAUGGAGGCCUGGAGCGACUUUGCCGAGACAUGAAGGGCAUCCUUUAUCAUGGGCUCAUCCAUGACCAGGUCUGCUGCCAACAGAACGAUUACUGGCAGUUUGUGAAGGACAUUCGGUGGCUCAGCCCUCACUCGGCCCUUCACGUAGAGAAGUUCAUCAGCUUGUAUGAGAAUGGCCAGCGGAGCCCGGACGGCGUGAGGGACCAGGCCAUCGCAGAGCUGUGGCUGCAGCACAGUUUGCAGUUCCACUGCCUGUCUGCUCAGCUGCGGCCCUUGCUGGGAGACAGAGAGUACAUCAGGAAAUUCUACACAGAUGCUGCAUUCCUGCUGAGCAGCGCUCACGUCACAGCCAUGCUGCAGUGCCUGGAGGCAGUGGAGCAGAACAACCCUCGGCUCCUGGCUCAGAUAGAUGCUUCCAUGUUUGCCAGGAAGCAUGAGACCCCGCUGCUAAUGACCAAAAGCCAGAGUCUGACGGCACUGCCUGGCUCCUCCAACACCCCUCCUUCCAAGUAUACCCAGCAUUGUUACUUUGGCUCCUUCUCUGGCCCUUACCAAUCUACCCCCAUACCCAUCACAGACAAAAGACCCACUUCCUUCUCCCUCUCUGGCCCUCCACGGAAACCUCAAGAAAGCAAAGAGCCUAUUGCACUGAGAGGGGACCAGUCCUUCCAGGGCUCCUUACCUUCUGUAGUCUCAGCAUUGGCCAGGGAUUCACCACCCUCCCCAAACGACAUGAGCUCUAGUGCCCUGACCAGCCCCAGUGAAGAGCCGUGGACCAGCAGCCAGGACGACCCCCAAAGUGAUGCCAAUGAUGGGCCUGAGUAUUUAGCCAUUGGCAACUUGAGUAGUCGAACCCGAGCUUCCAGCUGUCAGAGUAACGGCAGCAGCAACACCAAGAGUAGCAGUUCUAACUUAUUCUCUUCCAGCAGCUCCCAGAAAGCCAAUUCUCCUGCUUCCUCUGUAGGGGAGCAAGAGGAAGUUGGUCAGAGCCAAGUGCCUGGGGUCCUUCGUAGGUCCAGUUUUUCGGAGGGCCAGACAUUGGCCGUUUCUGGUGGAGCCAAGAAGAGUCACACCCGUUCACAUUCUGAUACCAACAUAGCUUCUAGGAAAGUCCAAGAAGGCCUCAGGAAUAUCACCAUUAUAGUUGAAGAUCCUGUUGCAGAAUCCAGAAAUGAUAGCUCAAAGUUGAAAGCUCCUGUGUCCUCAUCUGGCCAACACAGUGAAGUCAGCAUUCCCAGCUCUCUGGACGUGGAGUAUGAUGGUAAUCAGUACCUAUGUUCAGGGGAAGGCAUGUUCCGAAGGCCUUCAGAAGGACAGUCCCUCAUCAGUUACUUGUCUGAACAGGAUUUUGGUAGCUGUGCGGACCUGGAGAAGGAGAAUGCCCACUUUAGCAUCUCAGAGUCCCUGAUUGCCGCCAUUGAACUAAUGAAGUGUAAUAUGAUGAACCAGCACCCGGAUGAGGAAGAAGAUGAUAGUGAUAAGGAGAUCCAGGAGCUGAAACAGAAAAUCCGUCUUCGGCGGCAGCAGAUCCGCACCAAAAACCUCCUCCCUGCCUACCCGGAGACAGAGCAUGGAAGCUUUCUGGUCACUUCCAGUGGUUCCCAAUUCAGCUCACGUGAUUCAGCACGACUUUCUGACUCUGGCUCCACUGAUGAAGUUGAUGAAUUUGAGAUCCAAGAUGGUAAUGAUGGGUCUAACCUGAUUCACUCGUCAAAGAACGGACUGUCAGUGUCCAUGGCUUCAUUGUUUUCAGAUGCUGACAUCAGGAGGAGCGCAAGCUCCAGCAACAGAUCCCAUCUGUCUUCAGAGUCCUUCUCCCACUAUUUUCUGCAUUCCACGUCAGCCGAGGCUGUGGCCAUGGGCCUUCUGAAGCAAUUUGAAGGGAUGCAGCUCCCAGCCGCCUCAGAGCUAGAGUGGUUGGUUCCUGAGCACGAUGCCCCACAGAAGCUCCUGCCCAUCCCUGAUUCAUUGCCCAUCUCGCCAGAUGAUGGGCAGCAUGCUGACAUCUACAAGCUACGCAUCCGAGUUCGAGGGAACCUGGAGUGGGCCCCACCCCGUCCCCAGAUCAUCUUUAACAUCCAUCCUGCCCCCACGAGAAAAGUUGCUGUGGCCAAGCAGAAUUACCGCUGUGCGGGGUGUGGUACCAGAACAGACCCUGACUAUAUCAAGCGACUUCGUUACUGUGAAUAUCUGGGCAAGUACUUCUGCCAGUGCUGUCAUGGGAAUGCCCAGGCGGUCAUCCCUAGUCGCAUCCUGCGCAAAUGGGACUUCAGCAAGUACUAUGUCAGCAACUUCUCCAAAGACCUGCUUACCAAGAUCUGGAACGAUCCACUCUUCAAUGUGCAGGACAUCAACAGUGCCCUCUAUAGGAAGGUCAAGCUGCUUAAUCAAGUCCGGCUGUUGCGGAUCCAGCUGUACCACAUGAAGAACAUGUUCAAGACUUGCCGGUUGGCGAAAGACCUUCUGGAUGCCUUUGACAUGGUGCCGGGCCACUUGACAGAAGAUCUCCACCUGUACUCCCUCAAUGACUUGAGCACCACCAAGAAGGGGGAGCUGGCCCCUCAGCUUUCAGAGCUCACCAGGGCAGGCACUGCACAUGUACAGCACUGCAUGCUCUGCCAAGCUAAGGGCUUUAUCUGUGAGUUCUGUCAGGAUGAGGAUGAUAUCAUUUUUCCAUUUGAACUUCAUAAGUGCCGGACCUGUGAAGAGUGUAAAGCUUGUUACCACAAAGCCUGCUUCAAGUCUGGAAGCUGCCCGAAGUGCACACGGCUGCAGGCCCGCAGAGAAUUGCUGGCCAAGCAGAGCCUGGAGUCCUGUGUGUCCGAUUAUGAGGAGGAGGAGACAGCCGAGGCCGUGGCUCUGGAGGCCACCUGAAGAAUGGCGCGUGUCACGACACUCAAAACUGAGCCAUCCUGUGUACUCCCCCCUCCCCAACCCACCCUGAGGGGUUUUUUAUUUUAUUUUUUAUAACUCAUAUGAGCCCCUCAUCUAGGCACCUUACCUGGUAUGUGCCAGGUUACUGGGCUCCCUGCUUUCCAGUCUGCUAUGGAAGAGGAUUUGUUGGGAACCAGAAAUUUCCACCAGGAGUGGCAGUGGUCAAGGACUUCUGGACCUCACUUCCUUUGCCACCUUCUGGUCCUUCAGUGUGCCCUUCCUGGUUACUGCCUCAUAUCCUCAGUACACAUCCCACUCUUUUCCUGUUGGUACCAGAGCUUUUGAACCAAGGUUUUCCCAAGUCCUUAGCAGAACCUACUUGCUUCUCCUUUCCUACUAAAACAGUAAAUUUUUUUUUCCUUUCUUCCUCUCUCUCCCCCCAACCCUGGAAUUGGUUAGACUAAACCCUGAGGAGGAGCAGUGUAAAGCAGAAAUAGCAUCCUGGGUGUGCUGCACCUACUGUCACUUCCCAAGCAAACGAAAUGUCCACAGAGCCUAUUCUGGUGGGGUUGGCACAAGGGACAGGCGCAGAAUAGCCCUCUGAUAACAGCUCCUGUGGCUGUCCAAGCAAAGCAGGUGUGACUGAGGCAGCAGCUCAUUGCCUGCUUUAAAGGGGAUUCUCCACGUAGGUGGAUUGAGGUGUGUCUCUCCUGUUCUGUCAGCUCUUGUUGCAUGUUAAAAUUCCAGCCCUUAGCCAUUUCAGCAUUGUGGUGAGGGGAGGAUCUUUGGCAGUCAGGCAAGUUCCCUGAUAUCACCAUAAACUGAGUGCAGAAAUCCUGCUGCCUUGCUUACGGGUUGUCCCGCUGCUGGGGCCUCUGGUCAAUGGUGACUGUAGGGAAAGCCCAGCUCUCCUUCCUCUUCGUGUCCAGUAGUGAACCCAAUGCCAUCCUCGGUGCCCGGUCUUUGUUGUCAUCCCUUUUGUGGUAGGUACUCCCCCCUAGGGGAGGCAGAGCCAAGCUGUCGCUGUAAGUGGCUGGGUCCCUGUGGGCAAGUGACUUAUGUUCCUCCUUUUGCUAGACACAAGUCAACUGUUGCCAAUUAUGCACUUAAAAACCCUUAAUCUAGCCUAGUGACACUUAGGUAUCCAAUUGUCCUUUUCGUUUUAAAUUAUUUUUUCAUUUUAUGUACUUUGGGGAAAAGUUUUCAGUUUGGAAAUGUAUGCAUUUGUGGAAGGUUUUUUGGUCACUUUCCUAUUGGUGUCUGUGUCCUUGUCUACCACAAGUAAAACCAAUAGCCCCAGACUUUGAGGAUUGCUGCUUUCUGGACUGCCAUUGGGCACUUUUGUCUUCAUGUUCCUGUCUUCCUGCUGUUGCGUGUGUCUAAUGUGGGCAGUCUGGCCCGUGGGCUGUCUCAGGGAGGGGAACUGAAAGUUGUGUGUGUUCAGUGGAGGCCGAUAGAGUGAAUGAGUUGAGAGCACCAUAGAAGUGAGUCUCAGUGGAAGAAAAGGUGUGAUCAGAGCAUGGCCAUAGUGGUAGGUAAGUAGUACAACUCCUGUGGGAGAUCCUCAGUGUGGCUCAGUGUGACUGUGACCUGAGUGCUGGCCUGUGGUCAUUGCCGCUUGAGCCUCCACAAAGCCUAAUUGUCCCGUCCCGCCCACAGUCUCUCCACCUUUAGGCUUGGAAGCCCAUUUGCCACGUCCCAGAACCUGGAGAAGGGGCCUUGAAAAGCAGUGGUGAUGGGCCCGCAGGCCUACUGGGGUGGUGAUCCCUGCCUUCAGGUUUGACAUAGGCCACCAGGCCAACCUUCCUUCAUCUAGUCCCUCGAGGAGGGAGAAAUGUGCUGCCUAGUGCCCUGCCCGUUUGCCAUUAGCAGCUCAGCCCAGUUGGGGAAUCUUGCAGUUUUCUGGUUCUUUCAUUUCCUUCACUUCAUUCCAAGUUGUUAAUCUGGUUCAGUAACUGUCAAAUUCCCAUCACCGUCCAAAGGGCCCCUGGUUUUGAGUUUUGUUUUUUGGGGGAUGGAGGGAUGAGGAGAAGAACAUUGUAUAUGUGUGUGUGAGGGGGGAAUGGAAUAUGAGAAUGUUUUAAAAGCACUUUUCCAGCUUUUCAGUAUCUGAAAAUCCAGUGUUCUGUGUGAGGAGGGAUUUCUCUGUGCACUGAUUUAAUUUGGGGGUGGGGUAAAGGAGCCACUGAACAAAAUCUCUUCUUCUGUAUGGAGUGGGUAGUAUUUAUUUUCUGUAAGUGAAGGAAAAGGCAGCUGCUUACAAAAGUGGGGACAAGAUUCAAGACAUGGCAGAGGGGUGGAAAGUAAAUAUUCCACACCAAUGAGGCUGUUCUUGACUUUCUUCACCAAGAUAUUAGAGUCUAUUGUAAUAAAUAAUGUGAUUAAUGUCAUGAGUAUAAAUAGAGAAGGUCCGUCUGUGUGUCAUAAAGUACAUUGUAUUCUGAGCUGGAUUUUUGCGUGCUGUAUUGUACUUCUUACACAGUCUAACAGUCCAAUGUCACCUUUAAUAAACUAUGGAAAUGAAA